CUUAUACUUUAAAAAAAAAAAUGACAUCUUUAUCAACACUGAUCUAUUAUCCUCGAUCCAUCGGUUUAUUUGCCAACGGAGUCUUUUCAGGUAUUGGGCUCACCAUGAACGGUGUCAGUGUUCCUGCCAUCAAGGCCAGCAAGGAUCCAUUGCCUUCCUUUGUCAAGACAUAUAACAACGCUUCCAAGAUGGCUAUAGCCAGUAUCUUUAUUGGUACAGCAGCCAACGCAGCUUGUUAUUACCGAACUAACGACAAGAAGUUUUUGUAUACUUCCAUCUUAACUUUUGUCAGUUUCCCUUUUACUCUCUUGUUUAUUGCACCCAUCAAUAACCAGUUAUUUGCAUUACAAAAGUUGGGUGACAGUUAUGAUCGUAAUGAAGUCUAUGCACUUAUGGAAAAAUGGAACAAAGUCCAAGCCUUCAGAACUAUCGCAGGAACUGCUGCUUUUAUUGUUAAUCUCGUAUAUUAAUAUUGUAUCAAAUAAUCUAAUUAAAAAAAAUAUAUUUUGCUUUUUGUGAUUCAUAA
Mucor mucedo is the source of this 526-nucleotide messenger RNA. RefSeq lists its product as uncharacterized. The record is from RefSeq and is a predicted model, not a curated record. The transcript has a single exon. The coding region runs from base 21 to 470 and encodes 149 amino acids. NCBI's taxonomy places the organism in Eukaryota, Fungi, Mucoromycota, Mucoromycetes, Mucorales, Mucoraceae.